GUCUAGUCUAGAACAACUGCCAGAUAUUAAAGGUUAAAAGGUCAAUUUCAUCAGCUAUUAUAAUUAUGUCUAGCGGUCAUCUGACUUUCAUGUGAUCAUCUACCAUUGAUGACAAGCUCGUUUAGAAGUCUAUGAGCACUCCCCAUUGAAGAAAGUUUGAGAAAAUGAAGCCUGUCCUGAGUUAAGUUGUGGGUGGAUAUAAUGUCUUCAGCAGCAAAGACAGCUGACCUGUUCCAGUGGAUAGCUGUCAGUGAGGACAGGUUACUCCUUCAUGAUGGUCUUGUCUGUGUUGCUGAUCUCGUCGAAGUUCCAAAUGGAGUUACUGAAUUAGGAGAAGACGACUACGAAUUACCGGUCCUUGAUGGAAAAACACCAACUGAGUUAGCUACAAUAAUACAAAAAGAAUGUAGCACGAAAAACACUGCUUAUGCUAGUUUAAUAGAGUACAGACGAAGUGCCCUAAAGGGUUUAUGGCGAGCAUUGAAAGAGUCCCAAUCAAAGCGAGCCUCCAGUGCCAGUGAAAUGAACACCAUCUCUCAAUCGUCCAAUACCCAGGCUGGUUCCUUUGCAUCUCGGAUCAGCCUUAUCCUUAUCUUUCCAAUGCUCAAGUCCCUCAGUGUAGUAGACCCAGGGUUGUCAUCGGAGACUGCUCACAUCUUAUUGGAGUCACUGCGUGCGUGUGAGCCACUUACUCUCAGCUCAGAGCCUCAAGAAUGCAUCAGUGGGCUGGAGAGCAUGCUCAGAUCAUGGCUGGCCUCAGCACAAGAGGGGGCAGGGGAUGCUUCUUUGGUGCAGAAUGCUGCAUCAGCACUUGUGGCACUCGGAGUGGCUGUUGGGACCGGGAGCUUGCUGCUGCGUACUGUGCACAUGCUUCAAUCUCUGGAGACCACUUACCCAGAGCUCAAUCUUCUAGUACCAGGCAUACUGGACAAACUGCUUCAAGAAAGAGAUAAUCAGGAGGAGUCAUCCACGCUUACAGCUGAUGUCCAUUUCCUCUGUUGGAGCUAUGAUGAUGGUCUCGUACAAAGCACUGAAAAAGAGGGAUCAGGAUCCAGGUCGAUUGCCUUUAACGGCCAAUUUGUUUAUGUGACCAGCUCGUCACUAAAGCACUUGCUCAAAAUGGGCACUGGAAAGCGUGGCACUAUCCGAGGAUACGUGUACGCCUCUCGGGAGAUAGCUCCAGGGUGGGUCCUGUUGGUGGGAAGACAGUUGCUACUGUUCCAGCUACGUGAGGAGGGGGGAGAGGAGAUCAUCACCUGCACUAGGCUGGACACUGACACAUUAGAGUUGUGUGGAGGUGUGCAAAUGGUGGAGGGUGUGUCGGAGCAGCUGCACACAGUGCAGAUCCUCUCUGAUGGGUCAUUUGUCUACUGGUUGUACGCUCUCAAGUCCACUGAGACCAUCCCUCACCCUCUCAGCUCAGAGAAGCUCAAGCAGCACCCCGUUUAUGUGCAGGCUCUCAAGAUGGAGUACCCAGAGUCAGACAGUGAUGACCAGCCGACACUAGUUCCUCAUGGGGAGCGCAAGUAUAUUUUUCGCACAAUAGCUGACAUUGAGAAGAAUCCUGAUGUGAUGAAGGCUCUACUGAGAAACAACCCAUCUCAUGCUACCGGCAACGCGUCUGCUCUCGCCUCCUUAGUGGCCCAGUCCAAAGAUGACAGCACCCCUCUGACGAGUAUGGGUCUCUCUAUCCACACCAUUCGACGGAGUACGGCCUACACAACUGGCUCCUCCCUCGUCCUCCUCUGUGCCCCGUCCAGUAGUGGGAGUGGUCGUGCUGGGUUGUUUGGAGCACAGAGUCACUCAUCAAAGGCUCUCUGUUACAACUUCUGCUAUAGUCUGCACACAGGAAAGCUUGUCUCUCAGGCCGAUCUCCAGUCUACUAGUCAGUUACACUGUGCCCUCACUCGAGGGGCUGGCCUCGCAAAUAUGGCUGCUUGCUAUGAUCCCCGCAACCUGUGCGUGUGGACAACCAACGAUGAUUGGAUAGACGUGUGGAACUGUGCUGGGAAGGUCAAAGUUUCAUCCCACCACUUAGACGAACGUCUGGGAAAACUAGAACGGAACAGUGACCCACAACUGGAACAAAAUGAAGACAACUCCCACACACUUUGCAUAACUUCGGCCAUUUCCUUUCUACUGAGACACAUAGGGGUGGAGUCUUGCCGCCUAGUUCCGGGGCUUGAGUUUCCUAACUUAGUGCUGCACUCACUACCUCUGUCGUUCCUGAGUCAGUGUUGUGACCUACUGGGGAGUAGUGUGGCGGUGGAGAGUUGGGGCAAUGUACAAGUCAUCAUUGUCACUCUACAGGCUGUGCUCCCUGCUUUCAUCAGUAAUCCAUCCUUUACUGAGGAGCAGCUGUCUCCACUCAAGGAAAGGGUUUGGAGUUUGGUGUGGGCUCUCCUGCUCAACAAGGACUGUCCUGCUCCCCUGCUCACCGAGGUCCACAGAAUCAUCAGUCGAAAUGCUGAAAUUCUGUUCCUGACGGACCCGGAAUCCCCAACCUUCAUCAACACUCUCCUGGAAGCUGACUCCCGUAGUCCUGAGUUGGUAACCUUGAGGGACGAGCUUCUCACCAACCUGGUCUCCAGUAUGCAGACAUCAUUCACACCCUCCCCUGCACACAUCAGUGUGAUGCCCUUACUGAGGGAGUCGGUGCUGACUAACUCCAUUGACCCGCUGAGAAAGUGCUUCCAGUUGCCAGAGGAUCAGCUAUCCACUCUGGCUGCACUCAGCCCUGUGAUGACACCCAGUUUACACUGUGCCUCCAUGCUCAUGAGCCUGAGUCUCCGACGAGUGACCUUUGCGCUUCAAGAGACUGACAAGAAAGAAAGUGAAGCGUCAGACAGCGUACAAGAUGAUGAUGAGCUAACAAUCGAAUUGGAUGCUGCUCGGGAGGCAUUAUUAGGACUCUGUAAAGACAUGCGUCUGUUCGCUUCCUGUGAGGCCACUCUACAAGAGCUCAUCAAACUAGCUGCUACUCUCCCCUCUGCUCAAGAGUCCCCGUCAGAAACAACCACCGAAGAGGAGGAACAAAGCACCCACAUUCAGUUUCGAUUGUCGGCCAUUGACCGGGUCUUGAAAAGCUCAGCUCUGGGCUGUGUGUUACAGCCCCUACUGGUAGUGAUCAGUGAUCCCUCAGUAUGCACUCUACAAAUGGCUAACGCUCUGCAAAGGCAACUCAGCUCUCUGGCGCAACUCACUGCACAGUCAUGUGGUUUGCUGUAUGGUAGUGAGUCACUGGAGGUUCGUGUUCCCUCCCCCUGGGCUACAGGACGCACAAUCGAGACCAUUCACCCUGUCCGCGACACCUACAAGUACAAAGAAACAGUCACCUUUCCUGGGGCAAAGAACCUCUACCUCAAGUUUGAUGCUCGCUCCUCCUCCCAGUAUGACUAUGACAAGGUUAUAGUGUAUGCUGGAGACACUCCUUCGUGUCCCAAAGUGGCUGAGUAUGGGGGGAAUACUCAUGGCUUUGGCAGCAGGAGUGUGCUCGGGAAAGGAUGGCCAAAGGAUCUUGUCAAGAUUGAGGGUUACUCAGUAACACUUACGUUUGAGAUGAAGAGUGGUCGAGAGCACAGUACUCCGGACAAAGCUAUGUGGGGGUUUGCCUGCACAGUACGCCCCCAGGAGUCGGCAGACGACACUGCAAGUGGUCUACCCUUUGUCACAGACCUAUAUCUCUCUCUCAUUUCCGUGUGCUGCUCUCUGAUUGGACGACUCUAUUCCGGACCUCACCCCAAUGAAGACGAACGCAAGUGCAAAGAUUUACUUAAGUAUCCACUGUUACACAAAUGCCAAUGGCCAGUUGAACAAGGAUCACCCGACAACUUACCACUCGAUUCAAAAGCAUUUCCAUUUUUCACUCCAUCUCCACGCGAACCAUUACCACUAAUUGUGGUUGACAAAUUAAGAACAGCAGGCAUUAAGCCUCGCCCACUUUUGAGACCCAGCCACCAAGAACUCAUAUGUCCACAAACUUUAGAGGAACUUAUUGUCACCGUGUGCCUGAAGCAGCAUGGUCUAGGAUCCCCCCUGCAGAUCCUCGGACAAAAGUCGUGUCUAGACACGCAUACAGCCCUACUAGAGGCUAUUUUCACGCGGAUUAAUGGUCUAGAGCGCAGACUACAGGCACUGGCCGAGUUAGAGGGAAACUGGUGGCAUGACGUAGAAGAUAUGUGUCAUUCCGAUAAAGCCACAACAUCAGAGGCUUUCUUUUUCUCUCUGCUGCAAAACGAGAGCUCUCUGAAGAGCUUUGAGUUGCUGUGUGUUCUGAAAAAGAUAGAGGCAAAUCACGGUGACCUGGUGUCGACGGCCCAGCAGCUACAAGACCUGCUGGAGUUGGAUGUGGAGAGGAGGCGGGCGGGGAGUGGUGAGCCACUCGACUACACGCCAGUGACCCGGACCCUAGUGAAAGGGAUUCAAGAGAGAGUACAGCUACUACUUAACAUUACAAUUUCCCACACUGAAGGAUCGGCUUCCGUCAAGGAAGGGGGGGGCAUGGCUAAAGAAGAUCUUCUCUCUUCUGGAUCCACAUAUACCCGAUCUAUAUCAGCCCCUCCCUCCACUGUGGAUGUGAGCAUCAGGAGACAGAGAAGUUGGGGGCCAAAGUCUGCCAACAAAUUGGCGCUGUUGGACAUGGCCAUCUCAGCUGACCAGUCAAGUUUGCUCGAUCAAAUUUUCCAGUUCAUAGGCAGCAAACCUGAAGAAGCAGCCUCAUGUGAUAGCUUCCUCUCAGCGGCCAGUCAGCACUGGCGCAGGGGUGUGUGUCGUGUUCGAGCCCUGGGCCACUUGCAGCAACUACUGAGCAGUGACUAUGUUGGUUUGGCCGUUGAGCAGCUACUGGCGUCUGUGGGAGUGGUGCUUCAGAAGGGGCCGGGCGUACAGGACAUUGCAUGUGGGGGGAUGGGAGAGAGAGUGCGAGAGGUGUUUGGGAGUGUGAUGCGAGCCGUGGUGGAGUUAGCCAGCAAGCAGCCAGCCUCCUGCAUUAACACCAUUGCCAUGCUCUGCAUUGUACCCUUCACUCGACUGGAGGAGGAUUGUCUGGUGCGCAGUGGGCUUGUUAAACUCCUCGAUCAUCUGUGUAGUUUGGUCGACACUAACAAGCCAUUAGAUGUAGGUGGAGCAGCUGACGAGUCCAUUCAUCGUGUGACUUCUCUAUCUUGGGCUUCGUUUCAAGUAUUGGCAGAGCAAUGCGUCUCUUGGGAGAAUCAAGACACCACCCUCUCCUCAGGACUGGCUCAGCAAGUAUCUCAUCUCCUCACAAACCAUCUCUCCCGUGCUAUGGAUCGGCUGGUGGUGUCAGAGGGUGGGGCCUCGGAGAGCUUACAGGAUGCCCUCUCCCUCCUAUUGGGACUAGCCAAGAGUCAAAUGGGCAGGGCCAUCCUUUCACAGCCAGCCUGUGUCUCAAAGCUAUUGCUCCUGCUCACAGAUCAGAGGCCUUCCCCCAAGCUGGUACUGAUAGCGUUACAGCUGUGUCGAAUUGCCUUGCCCCUAAUGAGUAUGGCUGACUGCUCACAAGUGGAGGUACCCCCUCAUCUCCUCACGACAGAGCUGACCUCAGAAGGGGGGAAGACUGGAUCUGGUGUGGCCGGGCAGAUCGUUGGGCUCUUUCUCUCAAAAUUAGCAGAGUACAUUGUGCCAGACUCAUCACAGGUUUCCAACAAGGCAGUGACUGAUGACUCGGGGUCACUGGAGGAGGCGGAGCACCUAUCACAAGGCCCAACCCACAAGGAGGAUGAGUUUGAGCAGGAGAGCGGACAGGCCUCAGUCUAUGUUUACAAGAGGGAGAAUGAGAAUGCAGCAGACAUCCUGCAACCCCUCAUCAGUCAGGACCCCAGGCAAUUCAGACUGAGUGGAGGUGAUCGGAUGCAGCAAGUGAUGGCAAUGGACCGUGCCCUAACACAGAAUGGGGUCGCAGAGGUCCUCACAGACUCAUAUCGUUCCUGUGUGCGUCGUUCCCUCCGCUGGGCCAACAUGGGAUUCACAGUCAGUGUGGGGCCACCCUCAGUGGGAACAGGGGAAGUUGCGGGCUCUGGGGUCGAUAAGAAAAAGGCCAAGUCUGAGUUAGCUGCUAGGAAGAAGAACGUCGAAUUGCUCAAGACGGAUCCCACUCGGCCAUUUGUUAGUGGACACGUUGCCUACUCUUUGGCCUCUGAAGUGAUUGGUUUAUUGAAUGGACUACUGACUGAACCAGGUGCUGCUGAAGUGUGGGGCAAAGCCAUCAAGAGCUCAAUGUUACAGUCGCUUGUGUCCGUUCCACUACUCUCACCAAAAAUAGCCUCAUACACAGAAUCGGUUAGCAAUACAGUGUCCAAAGGUGGUACCCCAUCACCACCUGGUGAUCUACUCUCUUCAGCGUGCAUAGCCAAUGCGACAUUUGCUGCUUUGGGAGGAUUCAAGGAAAGCAUUAGACCAGGAUUGAAGGUGCAAGUGGUCGGAGAGGGUUUGGAAGGAUCCAAUGGAGUUAUCCAGAGCAUAUCCGAGCGUCGUGGGUUGGCCAAUGUGCAAUUUGGAGAUGAUGAGUUGUGCUUCGGUGCUAACAAGACUCUAGAAGUGCCUAUCUCUCGUCUUCUCCCGCCUCACAAGGAUACGAUACCACUGGAGCAACUUGGACUCCAAAAAGAACUCUGUAAAGCCAUUAUGUCCCUCUUAGACACCAUCACACCCUCCCCAACUCAUGCCAGCACUAACGCUGAUGCCAACACUUCCCCUCUUGGUCUGUGUCGUCUGUUCGCAGAGAUAAGGACUCGUGCGUGUGUAGCCCUAUCUCAUCAUGUCCAGGACCCAAAAUUUGCUCAGGUGUUUUUGGGCGAGAGCGACAAUAACAAGAUGUGUUUGGAGAAGCUGUCUGAGCAAGCUCGAAGCUCCAGUCCUGGUGUGAGGUUGUCUUUGGUGGAGCAGCACUGUCAUGGCCUGAGGAUGCUGUAUAGGGACUGCAGCAGACCAGCAGCACCCAGAGUAGAGAGGGUCAGGAGAGAGCCCAAGCAGUUCAAACUGGACGUGACUCGAGUGUGGCCUCCUGUGACCUCGUGCUCCUUCACGCACAACCUCAUGUGCGUCACUUACCAGGGUCCAUCCGGAUUCACUCCUCAUGCUCCCGCUAACCUCAGUAGUGGGGAUACACCCGCCACCGGGCAACCAAAGGGCGUGGUCAUCUACACCAACAUGGCCAUACCAUCACAGGCUCCAUCGUUCUACUGGGAGCUGGAGGUGGCACAUCUGGGCGAGAGCUCAGCUGAUACAGCACAUGUUGCCAUGGGAUACUCCCCGAGCCCUGGAGAUGGUGGAGGAGAGCAAUGGCUGUAUCCAGUUGGGUCCUGCUUCAUUAGAAGCUCUGGUCGAGCGUGUCAGGUAACUGGCGACAAUUCUAUGGAGUGGAACACAUUUCGCCUGGACUCCCCACUCAAGACUGGUGAUGUUGUGGGGUGUGGUUGGGUGCAGGGAGAGGAGGGUGGAAUCAGUACUGUCUACUUCACACUCAACGGGGAGCGGCAGGGGACAGAGUUCAACGAUGCUCCACCCAACAUGUUUCCAUUCCUACAUGUACAGAAAAAAGCCGUUCGCAUGAGGGCCAACCUUGGAGAGCGUGCCUUCCUCUACGCUGGAGGCUCCAUCCAUAGAGAGGCAGCCAACAUUCAGGAGGACAGUGAGUCUGCUGAGACUGUGCUGGCUCACUUUGGAGCUCUCCCUUUCUCUGUGGGGGUUAGUGAUAGUGAGGGGGAGAAGGAGGGAGAGGAGGUCACAAAGGUGGCUGGUGGGGCAAGUGUUGUCGAACUGUCACACACCGGCCCUCCCACAAGAAAACUCAAACCACCCAUUGCUACUGUGGGCUAUGACUAUGAAGCAUCUCAAGCCUACCAGCCCACUUCCUCGUUUGACACCAUGCUGGAGAGUGGGCCAUUGGUUCGCCCAGGAGGGGGUGUGGUCGAGUCUGAGGAUGUUGAGGAGGAGGAGGGGCCAAGCACUGCCGGAGAGGAGGACCUUCACGCCCUCCUAGUGAAGGCCUGGGAGGCCAAGGUCUUCCCCGUCAUUCAAAGGCGGUUUAGGAACGAUCAGGAGAGAAAGUCUGGCCUGGAGCAGAUCAAGGGAGCACUGCAACUAGGCAUGGAGAGUAUUGCACAAGAGACAGUCGAGUUCCUGUACGAAGAAAAUGGAGGGAUACCCAAGGACCUGCGUUUACCCACAAUGGAUGACGUGAAAGCUGAACUUGGAAAGUUCACAAUCUCUCGAAUCAGGAAGGGCUCGGCGGUGGUGGUGCAGAAAGAACUACCUUGUUUACGGUGUGGGGUCAGAGCCAUGCAAAAGACGCAGGGACUCACUGGGAUUGUGUUAGAUGUUGACCAUUCAAAUGAGAUCAUUCAGAUUGAGUGCUACCUACAAAACGAGGGAGCCUUAGUAAGAUUCUGGUAUCCAGUGGUCUACUUGGAGCGCCCCCCUCCGGGUUACCGCAAGUCCCCUGCCUUGAGGGGUGCAGAUGCUGCUAAUAUGCUAGUCCACAGGGAGCUCCUGCAGUGUGAGAGGUCCCUUGCCAGCCUCUAUUGUCGGAGGGCUCUCUUGAGAGUGAAGCAUGUCCUAGACGAUUCUAGAGAGGAGGUGGUGAAUCAUCUGUACCUAGUGAAUGCCGAGUGUUUUGCUGAGCCCCUCUCCGAUGGACUGAGUACGACCACUAGUCCGGAUCUUGCCCCCUCCCCCACUGCUGCCCUCCACACACUCGCACUGUCACCUAUGCACACGUUCUACUCUGAUGUGGACAGAAUGCACACUGAGCUGCAGCAAGCCAUACAGAUGUCAGCUGACCUGGUGGCGCUCUCUCAAGACCUGUGCGAUUGCUUGCAGCGAGCCCCUCAGAGUUUCAGCUCUUCAGAGCUCAAAGUGACGGAGAGCAAGGAGGCCUUUGAUGUCACUUAUCCUGAUGCUGCCUUCAUGCUCGUAUCUUGUGUGAAUGACGGCUCUGCCACUUCAAGACCUCCAAGCUCAACCUACAAGUACCCGUGGGCACGCAUCCUCUGCUACAGGGGUGGGCAAGGAAAGGGGGGCAUCCAACAAAUGCAAGAAGUUGCUCGCUACCCGAACGAAAUGGUUCAAUUGUCAUCUACCCAGUACUGUGGCCCGACAUACCCCUCUCUUAUGCUUCCGUUCAGUCGUAUCCACGUUAAACUAGGGGGUUGUAACACACGACCUGGCAAAUCCCUGAACAUUCUCGCUCUACCAGCCGGAGUCCCACUAGCUCUAGCCUUCUCGGAAAUAUUAUCAAAACAUGCAGUGAAUCUAUACAACAAGGACAAGGGAUCAAACCAUAUUAUGGAUUGUGGAAAGGCGCUGUGUGUAUGUCUGGAGGGUCUAUGUAAAGUGGUAGCUCGGCUCAGCUGUCCUCAACUGCUCAAGAUUUUAUUGUUACAUCAAUUGACCGAUAUCCUGUGGACACUUUGUUAUAUUUUCAACAGUGAUGUUAAGAGUAAAAAGCCUCAAAUGUAUUGUUUCCCUGGCGAAUUCCUCCAAAGUAUCCGACAAGAACUGAUAAAAGUGUUCGAAAAUGAAACAAUCAAGUUCCAAGGCAAAAACAAGCCAUCCGUGUUUCCUCCAGCUGGUAGUGUAGCUAGCGGUGGGUCUGGUAAAUUCUCCACAUAUUUCCAAGCCAUUUUUGAGUUUGUACUCUCUGCUGCAAAAUAUCAAGAGCACUUUCAUAGUGUAGAACUACUUCCUACCAUGUCUCCCGCCACUUCUCUUAUUGUGUCUCCACCCAGUGUAACAAGGUCCACCUCUUCUGAAGCCAGACCCACUGAUUCAACUUCAUCAGCAGCACCACCAUCUAUUGCUGAGUUGACCAAGAAGCCCUCGAAAAAAUCUCGUUCUCGGAGGUCGUCAAAGCGUGAUUCCCAAAGCGAUUCGUCUUCAAAGAAAAAAGAAGACUGGUUGUCUAGCGUCCACACGUCUGCGUCUCUCUUAAGAAGUGUCGUAUUAGAGCCAUCUUCCAGCCCUGUGUCUCAUGAAGCCAGCCUCUCUUGUCAGUGGAAGUCAAAGCCCACCUCUCGGUUGGUGAUUGUCACAGGUAUCGAUCAGCGUCUAAAUGUGGAGAAUGUACAGAAGGGAAUUCAAAAGUUAUGCAGCAUGUAUGGAGGGCUGUAUAGAGAUCAACUUUAUCUCCCAACUGAGGAAGUCAGUGAGGAUGUUUUCAGUAACAAAGACGAAACAGAAGCUGAAGAAAGUCAAGCGAAAUCGACAGAAGUGGAGAAUAUUGAAAAGAGCAAAGACGAUAUAGAUUCCAUUGAUGUUGGUGUGAAAGAGGUAGUAGCAGGUUGUGCUUUGUUGGAAGUGUGCUGCUCCACUCAAGUGUCUCAGGUUUCAACUGCACUUCUAUCCUGCCCUGCACUGAAGAUAGAGGACAGCUCUGUACAAGUUUGCACCAUCAGUGAUGGUCUAAAGUGUGGAGAUGACAAGUUGGCCAACGAGGUCCUUGUGAACUUUCUGCGAGAGAAACUUAUCAAAGAAAACUCAUUGAGUGACCAAGUACAACAAAUGCUAUCAGAAAUCUUUGCUUCGAGCAAAGCGAGGGAAACAGACGCUUUGAUUUCGAUUUCUUCUGUGUCGAAUAAUUUACAGCAUUUUGUGAAUGGGUGUGCAUCAGAGGCUGGCGAAACGGCUGACGAGUUGGUUCGUCGAGUGUGGAAGAGCCAUGGUAAUGAAGAGGGGUUGCUCUCAGAGGACAAAUUUGUGAACUGGGUGUGUGAGCGUGUGAAACUGGUAACGGGUGAGGGUGUGAAAGCAGUGUGGCUAGGACUUCUGGCCUGUGGAUAUGACUUCCAUUUUGAGAGGUGUGGUUUCUUCCCUUUCGAUACGUUGUCGUGCCAACUAACAGAAGCACAAGACUAUGCUAUCGUACACUUUGUGGAUUCGAUGUGUCGUAGCCUAGCAACCACUGCUGAUAGUAUCGAGCCAUGGGACAUCAGCCUGUCAGAAGCUCAUGUGACUAGUCACCAACUAUCUCCACUACAAGGUCUAACACUAAAAGACGUUCGGAUGAGAUUCCUUCAAUUAAAGCACCUCAACAAUCAGCUGUCGCCACUAUUCUCUGUCCUUGACCUCCGCUGCACUCACCCCCUCUCCCUCGGCUGUCUACUCUCCAAGACGACACCAUUUCUCUUCUACGAUAGAAAAAUUUCCAUAUUCCAUUCGAUCUUAAAUGCAUCAACUAGACGAUCGUUUGACCAAGCUCCCCCAGAGAUUAAAAUGGACCCCCUGGAAUCUGUGUCUGGAUUGGCCAAUGCCCCGUUGAGCACGCAUUAUUGUCAGGCAGCAGAGCAACUAUCCAGUGUUCCAUCGGCACAGUUGUGCAUCCCUCUGGCCAGUGGAGGAGACCCCACGUAUGCCUUCAAUGUCAAGUUGUCCGGAGAAGAGGUCCAUGGAACAAGUGGUUCGUUUCGCCACUUUCUAUGGCAAGUUGUACGAGAGUUGCAGUCAUCAGUGCUGCCCGUCCUCCUGCCCUGUCCCAGCGGGGCCACAGGGGUCAAUCAUGGCAGAUACAUACUCGCCACGGGUCCCAUGACCUUCUCUGAAGAGAAACUGCUACAGUUCUUUGGACAACUUCUGGGUGUUGCCAUCCGUGCUGACAUGCCAAUAGCACUAGACCUGCUCCCUUGUUUCUGGAAGUCAUUAAAAGGGGAGCCUCUCUCAUUAUCAGACCUUAAAGAAGCCGACUGUGUCACGUACAACUUGACAGCCCGUAUCCUCGAGUGUAGCUCAGCAGAAGAGUUGGAGGAGGUGGUGACUGGUCUCCAUCAUGGAAGAGGUGUGGCAGAUGAUGAGGGAGAGGAGAAACGAGUUGGGAUGGAACAUGCCCACCUCACUGGGCUUAAGUUUGUGUUUACACGACUGGAUGGAGCCGAGGUGGUACUAUGUCCGGGAGGCAAAGAGAGACGAGUGGAGUACUCAAGUCGUGAGGAGUUUGUGAGUGGUGUGCGGGAGUUGAGACUUAGAGAGCUUGAGUGCUAUGAGAGGAUGCAAGCUGUAAGGUGUGGAAUGGCGUCUGUUAUCCCUCUGGAGCUGCUGAGCCUCCUCACUGCACAUGACUUGGACCUCAGAGUGUGCGGCCUGCCUCAUAUAAACCUUGAGUAUCUCAAGAGACACACAAUGUAUCAAGUGGGGCUCAUGGAAACAGACAAACAUGUACAGUUUUUCUGGCAUGCUUUAGAGUCCUUCUCACAAGAUGAGUUGAGGAAAUUCAUCAAGUUUGCUUGCAACCAGGAGCGCAUCCCAUUUGGCCAUCCCUGUCGGGAAGGGAGCAAGGAUCAAGUCUUACAUGUGCCCCCUUACCCCAUGAAAAUUGCACCACCAGAUGGAAAAGGUCCUCCGGACAGUAGGUACAUCCGAGCAGAGACAUGUAUGUUCAUGAUAAAACUGCCACAGUAUUCUAGUCAAGUAACUAUGACUGAAAGGUUAAGAUAUGCAAUACACUGUAGAGAGGACCCACUCAGUGGUUAACCAUUUUUAUAUAGGUGAUUUAAUUUAUUAUUGUGUUGUGUGUCUUCAUGACCUUCAUUUUAGCAUUGAAUUGA
Halichondria panicea is the source of this 12554-nucleotide messenger RNA. Its product is annotated as probable E3 ubiquitin-protein ligase HECTD4. The transcript is spliced from 43 exons. Gene Ontology annotation, biological process: glucose homeostasis. Gene Ontology annotation, molecular function: ubiquitin-protein transferase activity. The record is from RefSeq and is a predicted model, not a curated record. The coding region runs from base 202 to 12480 and encodes 4092 amino acids. NCBI's taxonomy places the organism in Eukaryota, Metazoa, Porifera, Demospongiae, Suberitida, Halichondriidae.